This is a messenger RNA of Rhodamnia argentea, 955 nucleotides long. Its product is annotated as UPF0161 protein At3g09310. The transcript is spliced from 5 exons. NCBI's taxonomy places the organism in Eukaryota, Viridiplantae, Streptophyta, Magnoliopsida, Myrtales, Myrtaceae. The record is from RefSeq and is a predicted model, not a curated record. The coding region runs from base 98 to 538 and encodes 146 amino acids.
AAGGAUGGCGGAUUGGGGUGAAGUGACGAGGUUUUUUUCGUAAUUUUGCAAGCACCAUCUCUUGGUUCAAUUUCCGGCACAGCUUAGGUGGUCUCCCAUGGCGGUCGUCGCUUCCCUAAACUCGCAGCAGCUCUUCCCUCCUUUCCCUUCUCUAAAUUCCCGUUCCUUCAUUCACCCCUUCAGUCCAAGCCCUAGUGCGAAGCUUCGAACUUCCUUCAAGUUCCGGUCAAUAACUAGCGAGCUCAGGAGCAACUCCGACUCGAGCACUUCACCAGAUGACGAGGCGAGCAGUUUAGGAGUUAAAGCUGCGUUGAGUAUGCUCAGGUUCUACAAGAGGGAGAUAUCGCCAAUUCUGCCGAAGAGUUGUCGGUACGUGCCGACGUGUAGUGAGUACUCAAUGGAAGCCUACAAGAAGUAUGGGGUUGUUAAGGGCACCAUCCUGUCGGCUUGGCGUAUCUGCCGUUGCAAUCCUCUUGGUGGAUCUGGUUUUGAUCCCCCGCGCUGGUUUGGUGAAGAACGUCCAUCCAAAGAAGAAUAAGAGUUUAUUAUAUUGGCUUCUCUGCCAACAGACCUCUGAGUAUAGCGUAUGAUUUUGGCCCUCCUGUUUCGUAAUUGCAGCUAAUAUUGAACGCUUUAUGGUCCAUCAUCGUCCGACUGAGUGUAUUAUUUGCUGUCUUAUGGAUCUAUCAGGGGAGUUGCGAUUUCGAACAGGUCCAUCCCAAUACCAUUGCUUGCUGGAUGUCAGGUCUCUACGGCAUAAGUCCUCCAGAGUCCUCCUGCCAUCCCCAACAUGAAGGAUUUCGCACGACCAAGAUUGUCAAAGAACAGUCUAAAUGGAACUUCUUGACCGCUGGGAAACGAAAAAGGACUCAAUGAUUUUAUUUGCUAAAAUAUUGUGGAUGAUGGAGUUAUGCUUCUCGUUUGGAAAGACAAUGAGCUAAGCAAAUUCAAAGAU